Messenger RNA from Coccomyxa subellipsoidea C-169, 1317 nucleotides. RefSeq names its product RNA-binding domain-containing protein. The transcript has 9 exons. The record is from RefSeq and is a predicted model, not a curated record. The coding region runs from base 109 to 999 and encodes 296 amino acids. Gene Ontology annotation, molecular function: RNA binding. NCBI's taxonomy places the organism in Eukaryota, Viridiplantae, Chlorophyta, Trebouxiophyceae, Coccomyxaceae.
CACAGUGACAUUCUCUACCCACGCUAUAGCGACAUCAAGGAGAUACUACUGGCUUCGGAUGGCAUCGGCAGGAAUGAAAGGAUUCAGGCAGACGGAGAGGAACCAGAGAUGCCCGAGACUGAGACACAAAUAACAGAUCAGAAAAGGAAAAUAUCCGGGCCCGGCAAUGCUGAAGAAGCCCAGAUGCUCAGGGAGAAGCUGGGCCUGUCACAUGCAUCGCCAGCAGCAGGUGUCAGCUCGAAGCAGCCCUUUAAAUUUGGCUUUUCUCCGACUGAACGUGAUGAUGACGCGCCGCAAAUCGAAGAUACCAAUGGUGCUGAACGGAGUACAGAAAGUGGAGAAGAGACGAAAACAACAGAGGCAGACGCUGCUCUUCAGGAGCGUCUCAAGAGGGUGAUGGGAGAGCCUUCUGGCAGCACAGAGCGUCGGGUGUUUGUUGGAGGCAUGCCUUUUGGCUAUGAGGAAUCCGAUGUAUUGGACUACUGGAGCUAUUGCGGCGAAAUAGAGUCCCUGGAUUUGAUGCGUUUCCCUGACACUGGUCGGUUCAAAGGCAUCGCUUUCAUCACCUUCAAGACGGAAGGAGGCUACAAAGCAGCUCUGGAGUGCGAUGGGAUGACAAUCGACACAGUACAGAUCAAAGUUGAGCCUUGCAUAUCGGCAGGCCCCAAAAGGAAGAAGCAACGCAAUGAAGUUGUGUCACAGACCAACAGGAAAGCGCAUUCUGGUGCUGCUCCCAAGGUGGAGGGCUACAAUGUGGCAUAUGUGGGCAAUAUUGCCUUUGAAGCAGGCGAGUCAGAUUUGCGAGAGCUGCUCGCCGGCUGCGAAAUAACAAAAGUGCGACGACAUACGGACAAGGACACUGGCAAGUUCAAGGGAUAUGCCCAUGUACAUUUCGCCGACGAAGAAUCCCUGGACAGGGCGAUGGAAUUUGAUGGUGCAGCCUUGAAAGGCAGGAGAAUCAGAGUUGGAUAUGCACAGGAGAAGAAGCCCAAGGAGUAAAGCAUGAUUCUGGCAUAUUCUCUUUCAGUGACUGGAAAGGCGUCAAUUGUGCUGGGAAAUAUGGACAUCCUUGUCCUAUUUCCUUCAUUGAGAGAGACUGCAGGUUCUCAGUUGUGCCAUAUUGCAAAGAUCAUCGAGAAUAUUGCAGUUCUUGAUUUGUUACCAUAGCAUUGUGGCACAAUUCGGUGACCAAACGGUACAUAAAGUAGGAAAGUUGGUGUUCUCUGCAGCCUGUGGAAGGGGUAGAAGUUAGAUGAGAUUCCUAGUUGGACAAAUAGAUGCAAAAAACUGGUCUCAGCUUGUUACAAGAUCGGUCUG